GAAAUGAGACACUUAUUGUGGUAUACUCGGAGAAAUCAUUACAUAUCAUUCCAUUUCUAUUCAAACUCCUUAGUUAUGCAGCUAAGCAGUGGGCCAGAUAUUAUUUACUCUUAAGAAGCCUAUGGCCUCGCAUAAUCUUGCUCCUGCGACAAAGCCUUCAGUAAAGCAGAUGUUUUCUUCAGAAUCUUCAGACUCACUUCAUUUUGGUUCUGGGGAAAAGUUAACUGGGCUUAACCAGCACGAACUAAAAUGUGCUAGUGACACUGACGCCAUCGAAGACAACCAUGGAAAUAUAAGUAGAUAUAGGAAGAAUUUAAUGGGCUGCUAUAGAAGCGGGAUAUCCCAAUCCAUGGUUCCUCAGCAUCUCCAUACUUUGACCGUUGAUGCAGUUAAUCGCGAUCAUAGCAAUUUCGUAGAAUCUAGUGCUGCUAACAUGCCGGAAUUUGAUCCGUGUAACCCUGAUAAAAGAACAGUAAAUUCACAGGGCUUGGCUGCAGAAUCUCAAGACUCAAAAGGGGUUGACUUGGGUUUUUCUGAAAAAAGUAUGUUGAGCCCAUAUUCCCCAAUUGCUCCUCAGCAGGUGUCAGAUGUUGUGAUGGAUUUAACUGAAGAAGGACAAGCACAUAAUACAUCUAUGGGCUAUGCUGGAUUAAGUGGAGAUGGUAAACUUAGGGAAUCCCAUGUCUUUAGAAGUUUAGAAGGAUCUCGUGACAAAGAAAUCAAAAGUGCCGAAGAUGUGAAGAAUCCAAACCAGCAUUCUGCAGACAAAUUGGGAACUGACACAGUUGAUGCAGCUCUGGACAGCCCUAAUGAUGCUUACAACGAGGCCCCCGAGGUUCUUAAAAAGAUUACAGAAGAAAGACUGGGCAUUGAUGAAUUCCCAAGUUUUGAUUUGGGGUUUUAAAAAGACGACAUACAGUUAUGAGUACAAACAAUUCGUACACAAAGGUGAUGUUCUUGUAGGAAGAUCGAGUAAUAGAACUGAUAUCACACUAGUGAAGUGUGGCCUUGAUUAUAA
Messenger RNA from Papaver somniferum (opium poppy), 1018 nucleotides. RefSeq lists its product as uncharacterized. The transcript has 4 exons. The record is from RefSeq and is a predicted model, not a curated record. Bases 122 to 904 code for a protein of 260 amino acids. Lineage: Eukaryota; Viridiplantae; Streptophyta; Magnoliopsida; Ranunculales; Papaveraceae.